UUGGUGACCCUUGAAACGCCGCUCUCGAAAAGUGUCGCGGUCACACGGCGUCGUCGUAUUUUGCAAGCUAAUUUCAAAACCCAGAUUUCGAUUCGAUCUCUCGCUACCAGAGUUGCAUGAGGUCUGACUAGUGCGUGUUGAAUGGUGUUUUAUCUUGUCUCGAAAUUUUGAUUAAACAGAAAAAUGUCGACAGAGCAUCACGAAAUUCCUGAACCAAAGCUUGAAGAAGUCUGGACUGAAAAAUGGGGAGCGUUCCACUGUUACAUUCAGGGUGAUAAGGAGAAACAGAAGAUGGUGUGUUUGACCUUUCAUGACAUUGGAUUAAACCAUUCAUCUUAUGUGAAGUUGAUUUCCCAGCCUGUAGCCCAUGGUUUGGCUACCAAGAUGUGCUUUGUGCAUAUCAAUGCUCCUGGACAACAAGACAAUGCAGAGCCCCUAAAAGACGGGUAUGUGUAUCCCACAAUGCAACAACUAGCUGAUGAGGUUCCAUAUCUGCUUGAGCAACUAGGAUUUCAAGAUAAGCACACCUUUGUUGGACUUGGUGAGGGCGCUGGAUCUAACGUUCUACUAAGAUUUGCUAUUGCUCAUCCUGAGCGAGUGCAAGCCCUGGUGCUAUUGGAAUGCACUGCUACCUCUGCAAGCUUCACUGAAUGGGGACAUGAGAAGGUUGCCGCUUGGAAUAUGGACAAAGGAAUGAAUCCAAAGGUCGAGAAUUACAUCUUAUGGCAUCAUCUAGGCAAUCAUUCAAAGGACAAGUUAGAUGUUGUACAGGAGUACCAUGAGAACCUCUACAAGAGAAUCAAUUCCAGAAAUCUUCAUCUCUUCAUCGAUAGCUUUAUCAAUCGUAAUAACAUCAUUGAUAAGUUGGAUGGUUUGAAGUUACCGAUGCUACUAGUCACCGGCAGCCGCUCACCUCAUCUUAAAGAUGUUGACAAAAUGUGGAGCCACGUGCAUGACAAGAGGCUUAGCAACUUACUGAAGGCAGAAGAUGUUGCCGGGGACAUAAAAGAGGAAGAUCCAAGGAAGUUGAUAGAGAGUAUGACUUAUUUCUUGCAAGGCCUCGGAUUGAUCUCCUCCCUACCUCUAACACGCCUCGGCCACUCUGCUUCCCUCGGGGAAACAUCUAAGGAACAUCGUGGAUUGAGCAUGUCGGACAUGGACAAACCAACGCACAGUACAAGCACCGAGAAAGAGUAAACGCGAGAUCUCUGACGUAUCUGAGCUUUAUGGCGAGAGUAUGCUGAUAAACACUAGACGGUUAUUUUCUGAAUGUUUAAAUGAACUGAAUAUAAAAUAAUGUACCUUUAUUUUUUAUUGAUUAUGAAAAUUGUAUCUUUCUGAUUGUGUUUUAUCUUUUUGUUGUACAUGUAAUAAUUAAUAAUUGAAAUAAGAUGCUUCUUUAAAAGAUAGCCUCAAUUGAACUUGAUCAUCUGUGCUAUAUAUAUAAUUCAAUAUUGAAUACAGGGCCAGUUUUAUGAAAUUUCCUAUUGAUUUUCCAUCAUUGCAAAUUAUUGUUUGUAAUUGUGCAUCAGUUAUUGUAAUAUAUUUUUUUUUUCCAGUUAGUAUUAGUUUAUAGACUGUAUUGUUUUAUGUACUCAUGAUACAAUUGUAAUAAUUUACAUCAUAUUUCAUGAAUGUAGUUUUUUGUUUUGAUGUCAAUUUAUUUUAUUAUGUUUCCUGGUCAAAAUUUUUCAGUUAUUUUUUUUUUUUUAUAGCAUUUUGCAUUUAGCACAGUGAGCUAUAUAAAUUAAUCCACUGUCUUUCUAAUGAUGUUUUCAAUCCCACUUGUAUUCAAAGAAUUGUUAUUUCAGUUAAACAAGACAGAGGGUCAGGUAAAAUCAAUAAAGACAAAAAACUACAGUAUAUCAUAUAUCUCGAAGGAACCAAAGAAUAUAUUCAAAUUCUGAUAAUUCCAACAUGAAAAUUGGUAACAUUAGGUUGCUAGGUAAAUGUAUUGUUUCUAAGCAAAAAUUACAUCAUAAAUAUUCAUAAGCAUGUAUGGUGUAAGGAUUCAUAUUAGGCUAUGUUUAUUGUGGAUGUGAAAAGUAAGCAUGGCGAUAUUGAGGCUCGAUGCAGAAUCCAGUGAUUGAACUGUUAUUAAUUUUUGAUGGCAACAUUGCUUGUCAUGGGAUUAUUACUCAUUCAGAUUAAUAAUAAAUCACUAUUUUCAAAAUGCA
Anneissia japonica is the source of this 2177-nucleotide messenger RNA. RefSeq lists its product as uncharacterized. Gene Ontology annotation, biological process: signal transduction. NCBI's taxonomy places the organism in Eukaryota, Metazoa, Echinodermata, Crinoidea, Comatulida, Comatulidae. The record is from RefSeq and is a predicted model, not a curated record. The transcript has 13 exons. Bases 184 to 1197 code for a protein of 337 amino acids. Gene Ontology annotation, cellular component: cytoplasm.